UAUCAGUUAAUUAAGCGGUGUGUUUGAUUUUCUAAUCUCUUUUAUGUCUGAAAUCUCGCUUCUUUAUUUUGUCAUAUUGUUUAUGAAUUAAAUUACAUGGUUUGGAGGAGUGUUAAUUGUUGAAUGGAUUUAUAACCCCUUUUUCUUAGUUACAGGAGGUGAUUUGUAUUGAAUUAAUAGAAUAAACAGUAAUGGGUGAGAGUGGGAAGCGAUAUCGUCCCCGGAGAGAUUAUGAUGGGGAUAGCAAGAAUCAGAAGAGACGCCUAAAUGAUAAAGAUGAAAAGGGUAGUGAUGAUUUGGUUGUUUAUAGAAUACUUUGCCCAGAUGUUGUUAUUGGAAGUGUUAUUGGUAAAAGUGGUAAAGUUAUAAAUUCAAUUAGGCAAGAAACAAGAGCAAGGGUGAAGGUUGUGGACCCUUUUCCAGGUGCUAAGGAUAGGGUAAUAAUAAUUUAUUGCCAUGUUAAAGAUAAGGAGGAUGUUGAAGUUGAUGAUGAGUUAAAUGAUAAACAGCCUUUGUGUGCUGCCCAAGACGCUCUUCUCAGAGUUCAUGCUGCAAUUUCUAAUGCACUGGCUAAUGCCACUGAUACUGAUAAGAAAAGGAAAGAUAAGGAGGAAUGUCAAAUACUUGUUCCAUCUAGCCAAUCAGCAAAUAUCAUUGGUAAGGCUGGGACGACUAUAAAGAAAUUGAGGAGUAAAACAAGGACCAACAUUAAGGUUACUGCCAAGGAUGCUGCAGACCCGACUCAUUCAUGUGCCAUGGAUUUUGACAAUUUUGUUCUGAUAAGUGGUGAAUCAGAAGCUGUGAAGAAAGCAUUAUUUGCAGUUUCUGCAAUAAUGUACAAGUUUUCUCCUAGGGAAGAGAUUCCUCUUGAAACAACCGUGGCAGAAGCUCCUCCAAGCAUUAUCAUUCCAUCAGAUGUCCCUAUUUAUCCACCAGGUGGAUUGUAUCCAAAUGCAGAUCCUAUUCUCCCUCCUAGAUCCGUUCCUUCUAUCCUAGGUGGUACACAUGUACCAGAUCUUCAGGGUUAUGCUGAUUCAGGGAAUACAUGGCCUGUAUAUUCAGCAGCCCUUCCUGUAAUUUCUGGUCUUGGUGGUGCCUCUCGAUCUGAGGAGUUAGUCAUAAGAGUUUUGUGUCCCUUUAACAAGAUUGGCCGUGUCAUUGGGAAGGGAGGGGGUACCAUCAAAAGUAUAAGGCAGGGUAGUGGUGCUCAAAUUGAGGUUGAUGACACUAAGGACAAUCGUGAUGAAUGUAUCAUUACGGUCACUGCAAUUGAGUCACCUGAUGAUUUAAAAUCCAUGGCUGUUGAAGCUGUUCUCCUGCUGCAAGCAAAAAUAAAUGACGAAGAUGACGACACCGUUACUGUCCGAUUCCUUGUUUCUUCAAAAGUUAUUGGCUGUAUAAUUGGAAAGAGUGGUUCAAUAAUAAAUGAAAUUCGGAAGAGGACCAGAGCUGAUGUCCGAAUUUCCAAAGGGGAAAAACCUAAAUGUGCUGACGUAAAUGAUGAGCUUGUAGAGGUGGUUGGAGAAGUUAGUAGUGUGAGAGAUGCUCUUGUUCAGAUUGUUUUAAGACUUCGUGAUGAUGUCUUGAAAGACAGGGAUGCUGCUCGUAACCCUUCUGUCGGCUCUGAUUCUAUGUACUCAGGUGGCGCAGGGCUUUCGGUGCCUCCUCUCUUGUCAUCUGGUCCCCCAGUCACUCAAUUGGGUUAUGAUCAGAGGGCUGAAACUGGAAGUGGCCUAGGCAUGCUUUCCUCUAGCAGCCUCUAUGGAUAUGGAUCAUUGCCGAUUGGUGAGAGUACAUAUGGAUCCGUGUCCUCGUAUUCAUCCAAGCUUUAUGGAGGGUUGCCGCCUACCUCAGCUCUUGAGAUAUUGGUUCCUGCUAAUGCAGUGGGUAAAGUGAUGGGCAAAGGAGGGGCAAAUUUAGCUAACAUUCGGAAGAUAUCAGGAGCAAUGAUAGAAAUUUCUGAUUCCAAAUCUUCCCAUGGUGAUCGUGUUGCUCUAAUUUCUGGUAAUCCUGAGCAGAGACGUUCAGCUGAAAACUUGAUUCAGGCAUUUGUAAUGGCCACAUGAGUUGUGAAGAAACUUCUUGAUGUUUGAAGGUGAAUAGUUAGAGUUUUCGAAUUCUCCCUAAAUUUAUUUGCGCCCCAUAGUUCCUUUAGGUUUGAUCUGGGGAGGACGUCAUAUUCUAGGCUACUUCAACUGGACUCUUCCUGUUUCUUCCAUAACAGUGCCUAUCAAGAUCAUGCUGGAAGAUUCACUGCUGGUUUAAUAUAUCCAUAGGAGUUAGGUUCCUUCUCUGUUGCUUAAUCUAUUCUUCAUCUGCGGAAUCAUAGUACUUUUUAGGAUCUUUCUAUCCUUGCGUAAUAAUAGGUCUUAUCUUUGAGUAGUUGGGAGUCCAUCGUAUUUCCAGUUUUUUUAUACUCAAUAAAUUUGAUGUGUGCGCAAGGAAAUGUUUUUUCAACCAUAAUGUCAAACUCAUUAUAUUUGUGUGAUAUUUUCUGGUCAUUCAAUCUCUUGCCCUCAGCUUCUUGCGCAAAGGAUCUUUUUCCAUGAACUAGACAAAAUCUGAUGCUGUUGGUAAUUAAUCCUUUCACUCAGUAAUCUUCUUGCUCAUUUGUGCAGCAUUAAAGAAAGAGAUUUGACCCCUGGAAUUAAAUAAAUUUCCAACAACUCUAUGGAACAUUGAGUUUUUCCACCCGUUUCAUUAUUCUUAAUCUCUUUCAGUGUUCCUGGUUUACGAAUAGAUUGAUGCGCCAAUUAAAUCAUGAACUUGCUAUGUGAUUUCUGGGUUUUAAUUGCAUUCAAUACCCUUAUUAUCUUUUAUUUCCAUCAGUUUCACAUUGUAAUUCAGCUUCUCGCUGUCACUGAAAUCUAUUGGCAUUACACUUCUGAUUUUUCUCAAAAAACUUACCCCAUAAACUAAUUUUGAUUAUAUUUGCCAGUUUUUGGUUUAUGUGGAGUAAAAAAUAAGUAUAUGAUUUUUUGGGGCUAUUUUAAAAAAAAAAAAAAAAAAAAAAAUUCCUUUUUUCAUAUUUACAUUUGAAAUCCUCGCUUGGACUUUGCUAGCAAAAGUAGAAAGUAGGAAUUUGAAUUCACCAGUUAUGACCUCAGUCGCUUCUGUUUACUGGGUUAUCGCUUUACAGCUCUCUUUUAAGUAUCAGAACUCAAUUAAGCCUAGUGAUUUGAAACAGUAUUAAAAGUUAAUUAUCACAUUCUUGCUGUUUUCAUGUGCUGCAUAGAUAAUUUUGUGGAUAAUUAUUUUUGAGCUCUCCUUCCUGUCUCUGUUUCUAUUGAGAUUUUUCCUAUUCAAAUACUGUCCGAUUGGCUAUGAUUGAAUUAGUCAUAGCGUACAAAGUACACUUGAUUAAUUUAGCUCACAACAAAAGUAUCAUCAGAGUGGUAUAAUCUUGGCUUCAUUCAAUCUUUCUAUCUUCUAUGAUAUCUGUUUUUUAUUCAGACUCUUCGUAUUCGAAUACUCGGGCUGGCUAUGACCAUACUUGUCAUAGCACCCUAAUAAACUUAGUUAAAUUAUUACACCAGAAGCCUCAGAGCUGCAGAGCACUGGUGCAAUGCUUGCUUCAUUUAACUGUGCUAUCUCCCAUUUUCAUAUAAUGUUGUCUCACCGUCUCAUAUUUAACGGUGAAAAUUGGUCGUGUACAAUCAGACUAAAAUUUUUUUCCUGUGAUAAAGUUUGAUAUGUUCUUUUAUACUUUAUUGAUCAAAUUGGUUCAGCCAAUUCACAAGCUUGCUCCUUGCUGGUCCUUUUAUUCCUCUAUUAGGAUCUCUUUGGGUAGGGCAUAACUUUAGCGCAUCAGACUGUUUUACUUAAAUUUUGGUUAUAGUAUAGUUGUUUAUCAGGAUAUUAUAAAUGUUGCAUUCAUUUGCAACAGUUAUUUUGUUCCAUCGAUGUCUCCCACAGCAGUGACUAUAUCAACCAAUGGCAUCUAGUUAGUGUCUAUUCCAU
Messenger RNA from Pistacia vera, 3960 nucleotides. RefSeq names its product KH domain-containing protein At4g18375. Gene Ontology annotation, molecular function: mRNA binding. The record is from RefSeq and is a predicted model, not a curated record. The coding region runs from base 192 to 2066 and encodes 624 amino acids. Gene Ontology annotation, cellular component: cytoplasm; nucleus. NCBI's taxonomy places the organism in Eukaryota, Viridiplantae, Streptophyta, Magnoliopsida, Sapindales, Anacardiaceae. Gene Ontology annotation, biological process: regulation of gene expression. The transcript is spliced from 7 exons.